Ostrea edulis (European flat oyster) is the source of this 2405-nucleotide messenger RNA. Its product is annotated as phosphatidylinositol transfer protein alpha isoform-like. Bases 96 to 962 code for a protein of 288 amino acids. Gene Ontology annotation, biological process: phospholipid transport. Gene Ontology annotation, cellular component: cytoplasm. NCBI's taxonomy places the organism in Eukaryota, Metazoa, Mollusca, Bivalvia, Ostreida, Ostreidae. The transcript is spliced from 10 exons. The record is from RefSeq and is a predicted model, not a curated record. Gene Ontology annotation, molecular function: phosphatidylcholine intramembrane carrier activity; phosphatidylcholine binding; phosphatidylinositol transfer activity.
UACUGCGGAAUUGGUCGUUUCUGCGGCGCAGCUGACGUCAUAUUCGUUCCACCCCGUCGAACCAGAGGUACACUGGAAACAGAGAAACCGAAGUCAUGCCGUCCACUCCCAAUAUGUGCGAGUACCGCAUUGUACUACCUAUGACAGUAGAAGAGUAUCAAGUUGGGCAGCUGUGGUCGGUGGCAGAAGCCAGCAAAAAUGAAACUGGAGGAGGGGAAGGGAUAGAGGUUGUAGUAAAUGAACCUUUUGAUGAAAACAAUCAUCCCCCAGAGAAACCAUUACUACCACUGACACCUGGUGGUAAACCCCUGACUGAAGGACAAUACACUCACAAAAUCUACCACUUAGCCAGUCGUGUGCCAGCUUUUAUUCGACUUAUAGCACCAAAAGGAUCUUUAGAAAUUCAUGAGAAAGCUUGGAACGCUUAUCCAUACUGCAGAACCAUUGUCUCUAAUCCUGAUUACAUGAAGGAUGGAUUUUUCAUCAAGAUAGAGACCAUGCACUCACCAGAUAGAGGAACACAGGAAAAUGUACAUCAACUUCCUCCAGAUGUUGUAAAGGACAGAAAAGUGGAGAAUAUAGACAUUGCCAAUGAUGCCAUAAAGUCAUCCGAUUACAAAGAAGAAUGGGACCCCAAAUUAGUGAAGUCUCAGAAAACCGGGCGAGGACCAUUGGAAGGGGAAUGGAAGAAAUCUUGUGAACCAGUGAUGUGCUGCUAUAAAUUAGUGUCUGUCAAAUUUAAGUGGUUCGGUUUGCAAAACCGAGUGGAAAAAUUUAUCCAGACACAAGAGAAAAGAAUAUUUACGAAUUUUCACAGACAAGUGUACUGUUGGUUAGAUAAAUACCAUGGCCUAACAAUGGACGAUAUCAGAAGAAUAGAGGAAGAAACUAAACGGGCAUUAGAUGAGGCCCGCAGCAAAGGAGAGAUUCGUGGAACAACAGCAGCUGAUGAAAAGGAGUGAUGUCAUCAGGGUCAUUAGGUCAUUCCAAUCGCCAUGACAGCAGCCAAUGGACACUAUCACACUGACCCUUGACAGAAUGUCAAUUUUUUUUUAAUGAAGAUUUACUUGAACAGAUAUAAUGUAGGACAUUGUUUUUCACACAAUUCAUGUUUUGUUUUUCAGAUCAGAUUUUUAUUUGUGAUAAGUUUUAAAAACUGGUUAUACUCAUCUUUCAGUAGAUGGUCCCAUUUUAAAGAUUUGAGAAAUCGCUAUCAUUAAUGUACAAUAGAAGACACAUUUUAUGGUUUAUUUUCUUAUGACUGUAAAUUGAGGUUGUAGAAAUGUGUCAGUGUUUGUCCACGAUGUGGAGUUAUCCCCCUUGUGAUCUAAGGGAAAUAAUCCCACCAUCCUGUCAUGUGCUCACUGUUUGUUAAGAUUUUAUUAUUUAUUGAGUAUUAGACUUCUAAAUGAGCAUUUUUUUUAUUUUACUGCUGCUACAGUGAUACAUAAACACAAGAGACCUAUAAACAUCUAUAAUGCUUGUAACUUUUUCUCAUCUUUUGUUUUGAUGAUAUUUUCCCUGUGUUGCAUCUCCAUUUAUUAUUCUGGCUCUUAGAAUUCAAUAGUGCUCAUACAGAUCAAUUUAUAUGAUUACCUAGACAAUGGAGAAAGUUGUUGAUUUCGUGAGGUGGAAUGUGUUGUGCUUGUAAGACCUGUGUAUUAUGGAAUAUUGUAUGUUUGCCAGUGAUUUGUGGUAUAUUUGUAAAAUUGAUGCAUUAUGGGAUAAUGUAUAUUUGCAUGACAGUGUAUAGUGAGAUCUAUCUGUCUUCACCUCUGUCAGUGCCUUGGGUUUAUCAGGAUUCUUGUAAACCUCACAUUGAGAUUAUUUGUUAACAUCUACUUUCGCACUCCAUGAAUAAUUUUUAAACAGUUGUUAGAUUUGAGCAUUUUUUUGUUGAGUUAUGCUAAACCUUGGGGGAGGGAGGGGUGUGUAUAUAUUUUACAGACUGAAAUUAAAGUUGAAAAAACUAAACUUAAUAUUAGGUAAAAGAUAUAUUGGAAAGGAAUGUUUCAGAAUGGAAACACUGUCAAAUGAAAUAUUUAUAAUACUGCAGAGCAAACAAUCAGACAUUCGCAAAUGGAAUUGUAACGGUAAAUUGAGAUGUUGACAGAGGUUUAGGAGAGGUACAAAGAACAAAUUUGUUUAGAGAUUGGUGUUGAUUAUGUGAAGAUUGUAAGAUCAUUACAUUGUGGGGUAGGCUGGUCUCCUGUCCUGUUGUUAUGGUCUCACACACAAUGUGUAUAAGAUAGAGUACUAUUGAACUUUAAGUGUAGUGUCUGACAUCUUACUCAGUGUAUGACUUACUACAGAGAAAUCCUUCCUUGUGGUCCAUAGAUAUAAACAUAAUCAUGCAUUAAUAAUGGAAAUAUGAAAUUGAAUUAAACAUCUGGAACAUAGAAUUA